GCCAUCUUGCUGGAGUAGAACAACAAACUUUGUCAACGUAGGAAUAAUUUUUGAUUUUAGCACAUCUGGAUUAACAAAUAAUCCUUUUGGUCGAAGAUCAAAUGGUGACAAGAACAUAAAGUGACAACCCUGCCAUUUGCUUGGCAAUUAAACACUCUCUAGACUCGAGAAUCUGCAGUGAACAUGGAUCCUGAUUAUGAGAAGAGACUUCUGAGACAACAAAAUGGACAGUUAUCGCCAUUCUCAUCACCUGUUAGCACAAGCCCAGUAGCAUCCCCUUCCAAAGAGAAAUAUGGAGACCGUUUCAUCCCAAGUCGAGCUGGUGCAAGUUGGCACAUCAACUUCAAUGUUCUGCCGGAAAACACAGUUCAGUCCCCUAGCCAAACAAGGAAAGGAAAAGAAACCAGUACAGAAACGAGCAAAGAUGGUUUAGCAUAUUCGUGUUUGCUGAAGAAUGAACUACUCUCUGCUGGCAUUGAUGACUUAAAGGAUCAACAAACAGAUGAGAGAAGAAUACUAGCUCCAAAAGAAAGCAAAAAUCUCUUUCGGUACCAUGUUCCGCGGCGAGGUGGAGACUCAUGCGACUCUUCACCUUACUCUCUAUCACCUGUUGGAAGUAAAAGUCAAAAGCUCCUUCGUUCUCCACGCAAGGCUGUAAGGAAGAUAUCCAAAAUUCCCUUCAAAGUGCUAGAUGCCCCGGAGCUUCAGGAUGACUUCUACUUGAACCUGGUUGAUUGGUCAUCUCAGAACGUCCUGAGUGUUGGGUUGGGGACGUCAGUGUAUCUCUGGAGUGCAUGUACCAGUCAGGUGACCCGAUUGUGUGAUUUGUCUCAAGAUAAUGACACUGUCACCUCCGUGUCCUGGUCAGAGAGAGUCAGCGGCAAUCUAGUUGCAGUGGGGACACACAAGGGCUAUGUACAGAUCUGGGAUGUGUCCGUGAACAAGAAAAUCAACUCUCUAGAAGGACACAGCGCUAGAGUGGGCUCGCUGGCAUGGAAUGGUGACAUUCUCUCCUCUGGCAGUCGAGAUCGUCUCAUCUUACAGCGGGAUAUACGAACACCCAGUGUUGCCCCUGAACGUCGGCUUGGUGGACACAGACAGGAGGUUUGUGGUUUGAAGUGGUCCCCAGAUCACCAACACUUAGCAUCAGGUGGAAAUGAUAAUAAACUGUUUGUUUGGAACAUGACAAGUGUGAAUCCAGUGCAAACAUACACUGAACAUUUAGCAGCAGUUAAGGCCAUAGCAUGGUCCCCGCAUCAACACGGUCUGCUGGCCAGCGGUGGUGGAACAGCUGACCGAUGUAUUAGGUUCUGGAACACUCUAACUGGUCAGCCUCUACAGUGUGUAGACACAGGGUCACAAGUCUGUAAUCUGGCAUGGUCAAAACACUCAAAUGAAUUGGUCAGCACUCAUGGGUACUCACAAAACCAAAUCCUAGUCUGGAAAUAUCCGUCACUAGUGCAGAUUGCCAAACUGACAGGACAUUCUUACAGAGUGCUAUAUCUGGCUAUGUCUCCAGAUGGGGAAGCUAUCGUCACCGGGGCAGGGGAUGAAACACUUCGCUUCUGGAAUGUCUUUAGCAAAACUAGAUCAACAAAGGAAUCCAAGUCUGUCUUGAACCUUUUCACAAGGAUCCGAUAAAGGGAGAUAAACAAUCCAUUCCUCUUCAUGUCCGUAGCAGUAACUGCCAUUACCUACUUCAAUGUGGGUCUCUGUGUUCAGAACAAUUCUCACCAACAUCAUCAUUUCACUCGGAGAUACCAGAAGUCAAAAUUUUCUGUUGUCACAUUACCCUAGGUUUGACCAAACUGUAGAUUUAGACAUGCAUUCUAUUACAAUUAUAUAAGGAUCUUCUGGCAUUAGGAUUUAGGUUUGGGAUCAAGGACUUGCAUUUUAUGGCAUUAACUUACUCGUGAACUUUUCCUAUGAUGUUGAAAGAUUUUGAAUCGAAGUGUAUUUACAAUUCCUCUGUGUGUAUUAUACCUAUUUUGACACUGGUUUGUCAACAGGUUUUUUGUAACUGUGAUGAAACAAUAUUAUUACAGCAGUAUGUGCGCUGAGAAAAAGUUAUGUUCAGUUGAAAUUCUUAUGUGGUCAUUUCCUUGUUUUCUUGUGUAGAAUGGAACUCUAAAUCAGAAACGUUGCAAAUGAUUUCUUUGAAAUUUUAACAGCACUAAAUCAGAAGUAAUUAUUUUAUUUUGUUUUAAUUUAGUUGAAAGGCUUAUGCAUGACAGCCAUUUACAGUUUCCGAGAAUGUUACAAAGAGGCAUUCUUAUGUGCCCUUUUUAGAUGCCAUUUUAUCUUGACUAUUUAUUUAAAGAAAACACUUUGUUAUGAUUGUUGUUUUAUUUCUUACUAUUUACCACCUUUCAUUUAGCUCAAGCAACUAUGUUGGACUGUUUGGUAUGAAAUGUGCUGAUUUGUAUUUAUAACAUGGUAUGAUUUUCAGUAACAAGUACACACUUUCCCUCCAUGAAAUCUUUUUCAGUAGGAAUGGUUUAACUGGGUGAAAAGCCCUACAAAAAUGUGCAAUAUAAAACCAAGAGUUGGAAGAACUCUUUUGUAGAUAGAAAUGUAUUCAGUUAGCAUCCCACACAUUCACGUUCUAAGCAUGACCAAAGGUUUGACUAUCAUUCAGUAUUUCAUUGUCCAUUCAUUGUUCAUCAGUCAGGUAUCUCCACAUUAUCAGCUUUACGUUGAUGUUGUGUGAUCAGAUUCUGCUGACCGUAGUGUUCUCAUCACCAGGGAUGUUUGUAUUGUAUGUGGCUCUGUGCUGAGCCUAGUAUCUCCACAAUUUCACAGUCUUAUGGCAUGAGCAUGGAUGUUGGAUUAUGUUAGGGAAGCUUGUCUGACAGCAGGACAGAAGCAUGGAAAACUGAGGUGAUAAUCGAUCAAGGAAUGGUUUUAUAACUGCCCACCGUGGAUCGUGAGGGCGUGCAUUCAGUUGUUGAUUUUGAAAGUGUGAGGUAAAUACUUGUAAGAAACGAAAUAAACAUAAAUAUAUAGAU
Molecule: messenger RNA, 3008 nt
Organism: Haliotis rubra (blacklip abalone)
Lineage: Eukaryota; Metazoa; Mollusca; Gastropoda; Lepetellida; Haliotidae
Product: fizzy-related protein homolog
Exons: 14
Coding region: 184-1641 (485 amino acids)
Biological process (GO): positive regulation of ubiquitin protein ligase activity; positive regulation of anaphase-promoting complex-dependent catabolic process; anaphase-promoting complex-dependent catabolic process
Cellular component (GO): anaphase-promoting complex
Molecular function (GO): ubiquitin ligase activator activity; anaphase-promoting complex binding; protein binding
Source: RefSeq, a predicted model, not a curated record